AUGCCGCCCAAACACCCCAUCCCAGCGCACAAGACAUUUCCGCACCCGACAUCAACGACAUCCUUCUGGCGCACGGAACUCAGUCCAUUAGAUACAUACCGCUCGACGCCCAAUCUACCGCCUACCGUCGACAUCGCAAUCAUCGGCUCCGGCAUGUCCGGCGUCAGUAUCGCAUAUCACCUCUUGAAGACUGCAGCGCCAGAAUCCCAACCAUCGAUUCUCAUCCUCGAAGCACGCCAACUCUGCUCCGGCGCCACGGGGCGCAACGGCGGACACACGAAGCUCGCGGCCUGGCACAUGCAGAAAGCGUUCGACGUGCCGGUCCCGGGAGGUGGGCGCGCAGGGAUCGAGGCCGCGGAGGAGGUUAUUGCGUUUCAAGUCGCGCAGAUCACGGCUUUGAAGAAUGUGAUUGAGGAAGAGGGCAUUCAGUGUGAUUUCCUGCAGACACGGAGUUUUGAUGUUUUUCUCGAUGAACAGUUGAGUGGUGAGAGGGUCGACAUGGUUAGAGAGAAGAUUGCUGCGGGGCUCAAAACCGCGGGUAGGGAGGUGCAGAUUCUUGAUGGGCAGGGCACGGGCGUUCUGUCGCGGGAUGGUGUCCAGAGGAUCACGGGAGUCUCCUGCGCUUACGGCGCGCUGAACGUCCCUGCGGCACAGCUGUGGCCUUACAAAUUCGUGUCCGGUUUGCUUUCGAGCUUCAUUGACAAGAUCAAUUUUCAGACCGAGACACAGGUCAACUCUGUCUCUGACAUUCCUGAUGCCGACGGCUACCACACCCUCUCCACGGCGACACGAGGCGAAGUUCGCGCGAAGAAGGUCAUCUUCGCCACGAAUGCAUAUACCCCAGCUCUGCUGCCGGACAUAUACGAGCAUAAGAUCGUCCCGGUGCGGGGCACAGCCAGUUAUGUCGUAAGGAAAGAUGACGGUGACAGCCGAUUCCUCGACCUUCAGCACAGGGUCAACACGUAUAAUCUAGCCUAUGGUGGUGGGAUGCAGGACUAUUUGGUGCAUCGGCCGGACGGAGGCGUGAUUUUCGGUGGUGGAUAUGGUGUGUUUGGAACCCACGAAGAGCUGUUCAGAGGGACAGUUGACGACAGCAAGGUGGCCAUGGAAAAGGAGAUGAGAGAGUAUUUUGAGAAGCGUAUGACGACGACGUGGAAGGAUUGGGCUAUUUCUGGUGCGAAGGUCGAUCGGAUCUGGACAGGAAUCAUGGGCGCAACGCCUGACGGAUAUCCUCACAUUGGAGUCGUUCCAGGAAGGCGGAAUCAGUUCAUAUGUGCUGGCUUCAAUGGUGCCGGAAUGCCACAUAUCUUCCUGUCCGCAAAAGGCUUGGCUCGUAUGGUCAAUGAUGGGGUUGAGUUCAAGGAGACUGGAAUCCCAUCGAUAUUUGAGUCGAGGCUCGAUCGAUUGAAGAAUUGGUGA
Exophiala bonariae is the source of this 1419-nucleotide messenger RNA. RefSeq lists its product as uncharacterized. The coding region runs from base 1 to 1419 and encodes 472 amino acids. The record is from RefSeq and is a predicted model, not a curated record. NCBI's taxonomy places the organism in Eukaryota, Fungi, Ascomycota, Eurotiomycetes, Chaetothyriales, Herpotrichiellaceae. Gene Ontology annotation, cellular component: cytoplasm. The transcript is spliced from 3 exons. Gene Ontology annotation, molecular function: oxidoreductase activity.